Molecule: messenger RNA, 774 nt
Organism: Lathyrus oleraceus (garden pea)
Lineage: Eukaryota; Viridiplantae; Streptophyta; Magnoliopsida; Fabales; Fabaceae
Product: proline-rich receptor-like protein kinase PERK12
Exons: 1
Coding region: 1-774 (257 amino acids)
Source: RefSeq, a predicted model, not a curated record
AUGCGAAAGCCUUCUGAAAGGAAGUCGAAGAAGAAGACUCUGAAGCUAGGAGAACCAUUUGAAACCAGACCGCCUGUGCCUCUGGUCUCCUCCACUUCAAGUAAGUUAGUUCCCUCUAACACUCUCUUACACUCUAAUUUAAAGCAACUAUCUUCCUCUCUACCUCAACCAUCCUCCACCUACACAAAUUAUGAACCCAUAACCUCCACUUCAAAUCCCUCUGAACCUCAUAACUCUAACCCACCCUCACCUCCCCUACAACCUUUUAAUCUCACCACCACAACACUCCCCGUCUCUAAGGCCUUACUCUUCAACGCGCCAAUCUCACCUCCCUCUUCAACUCCCUCCUCUACACCUUACUAUGACAUAUCUUCUGACUCUGACCAGCCAGAACCAACGGAUCCUCCAUCCCUAACACUUGCUCAACUCCAAGCCAACAUUCUUUCUAAUCAAAACCCAUUUGAGCCAGAAACAGCAAUCCCUUCCCCAUCUGAACACCCAACAACACCACAAUCUGAACCUCAACCCAUAUCAACUUAUGAACUUCCCACCGAACCUCCCUCUGAAGACCCUAUUACACAAACAUCUAACUCUCCCACUGAAACCAAUCCCACGCCUCCAGAAACUAUCCUUCCCGCCUCUGACCCUGAACCAACCUUCCCCACCCUGGAAGCGGCAGUUGCUUUAUUUUCUGAGUCUUUGGCAGAGAAGCUCAGAUCAAUGUCUGAAAACACCAAACUAAGUGAUAAUCCCUCUGAAGUGAGGAUUCACUAG